Alternaria ventricosa is the source of this 1668-nucleotide messenger RNA. RefSeq lists its product as uncharacterized. The record is from RefSeq and is a predicted model, not a curated record. Lineage: Eukaryota; Fungi; Ascomycota; Dothideomycetes; Pleosporales; Pleosporaceae. The coding region runs from base 1 to 1668 and encodes 555 amino acids. The transcript has 2 exons.
AUGCAGCGAAAACUAGACAGACUGAGUGUCUGCCUCAUUCCAGAACAGCCUCUAGACAUCACCGACACGUCCCUACACUGGCUGUUUGGUAAAGAUGGUGGAUACGUCACCCGGCUCAAUGACGACUACGCUCAAGACACACUGAACGACAGCAUCCCAUCUGCAAAAUCAGAAGCAAGAAUCACAAGAGAGAUCGGAGACUGGAUGCAGUCACAAGAAUGUGAUGAGUUCUGGGCGCCUCGGGCGCGGCAGCCUCAUCGCACACUUCCGACUGCAAACCAACUACUCGAACAACUUCAUGACGACAAAAUCAUGACAGACGUCUCUCCAAGUAACAUUGUCGCCUGCGAGACGAUCCUCCAACUCAUCGCUUUGCAGUUGCUAGCAGCCUGCUAUACCCUCUCACCCCCUUCGAGCGCAAAUCAUAUUCCAUUGUUCCAGCAGCGCAAGGAGAGAAGAUUCGUGACAGCCCUGCGCUCACAUUCUCAUCACCGGUAUUCUCCAGCCGCCGGUCACCAAGCCCGCCCACCUUCCGAGACUGAGUCUUGGCCUGGGCUUUAUACGGGGCCUUCGACCGAAGAGAAGCUGGCACAACACGUUAGUCAGAGGCGCAAGCUGCGCAAGCAGAGUGGCGAUUAUAUACCACACUUCGCCGCGAGCGGAUGGACAGACGGGCCGCCAGCGGUAACCACACGUGAAGACUCACGGAGCACCUUAUCACGAGAAAGCUCCAGCUCCUCAUCCGAACCUGGGUUUUUCUCCAAACUGAUAUGCCAGGCAGCAGUACCAAAGAACUAUCGGCGGAAACAUGACACCAUAUUCUUUAGUCGCACGACUUCGAAACAAAAGAAGCAGAAACGAACACAAUUUGAGGACAAGCCGGACAAUCGCGCGGAAGGCCAAAGAGUUAGUUCCCAGCCCGUUCAACGUAUUCCCUCGUUACAUCGUCUCCGGCAUACCCAGUCUGCUCUGUGCAUCGCAGUAGAAGCAUACAUAGAAGAAGAAGAGGAGGUACCCGUCGAAAGCCCACAUGACGGGAAACGCCACCCCUCGGACCCGUCGAUUGGCAGUGUUCUUACCUACACCUUCCAAAUCCCUGAGGUAAGACGCACCUCUGUCACAUCGAGUUCCAACUGGGGCCCCGCUUCCUCCGAGGAGGGCAUGAUGCGUGCCUGCGGACGAGGAGAUCUCAUCGUCACACGGGACUAUUUCGACGAUAUGCCGGAGACGCCAGACAAUGUACGUCACCAACAGCCGACGUGGAAGAUACCUCACUGGCGCCACAAGUAUACUGGCUCCACAUCACAAUCCGCUUCUAUCUCAUAUACGCAGCCCAUUGCGCCGCCUGAGACCACACCAGCUGUAGAUUACUUCGCCCAAGUCUAUACCGAGAAGCACGUUACUCAUCAAACCGACGAUCCCGAGAUCGCAGCAGAAGAACAUAGCGAUGCUGGUCCCGAAAUCGAAGAUGACCCAAGGCUACGGAAGAUGUUAGGGAACAUCGUGAUUCCGUCUAGCGACGACGAAUCCAGUGACAGUGAUAUGGAACGGACCAAGAAAAGAAAGGGCAUCAAAGAAUCAGAUACUACAGCUUUUGAAGUUGCAGAACGGUUUCGAGACAAGACGGGAGAUGGGUGGGAGCACACAAGAGUCAAAGUGCUUUGGUGA